UAAACGCCGGAAUAGUUUCUCACAUGGACUCAUACUGUCCAUACUGUUACAGUUAGAGUUAUUACCGAGGGCCAGUGUCACACGUAUGACCAGGAGACAGCGACUGCAGUGAGGCAGCGACGCCGCACUGACCACACACGAGCCGGGGACACUUCACAAGAUAAGGAAGAUUUCCUCGGGAGAAAAGGUAGAGCCCUGAACGCAUCACCGCACAUGACUCGUUGUGUUUCCUUCAGACACUUGUGCUCUCAAAGAAGAGGAAAAGUCACGCUUGUUUUUCCAGAGAAGGAGUGAGCGUUUGUUCUGUUUUAGUGUGUUGUUUUCAAAGGCCAGUCUCUGUGGGUACACACUGUUGUCAUGACAAUACUAGCAAAACCCGGCGCGAGGCACGUUGGGAGGCACAAAAGACACCAGCGUCAGAGUUGAACGGUGCUUUUCUCACGGACUUAAAAUCACCAUGAAAGUUCACGUUUAAAGGCCACUGAACUGUCUUUACUGCGACGUCCAACCGCUGUUGUCAGGACACGUUGGUCAAAGUCUGGAGUCACGGUAGAGGAAGAGGAGGAGAACCAAUCAAACCCUGGGACCACUGAGCUUCCAGGUGCUGGGAUGGACCAGCACAUAAAGUCACUGGAAAGGAAGCUGCAGAGACCCCUACUCGCUAAGUCCCGCACGCUACCCAGCAUCCCCCAGUCACCCACCGUCUCCAGGGUCAACUCCUAUGUCAUUGGUGGAAGUCCUCCCUGCAGGAAGAGCUCGCCCACUGAGACCAAUCACCCAAAGGCUUGCACUCUGCCCCCUGCAGGAGAACUGUGGCGUUUGGAGGAUGACAUGGAAGGUGACGACGAGCCCGGUGGCUGCACAGAGGCGCGGCCUCGCUCCCACUCGCCGUUUGCACACUUCGCCGUGCGAGCCGCCUACCUGCGCAAGAGCGUCUCGGCCGACGACCACCUGGACAUGGGCUCGGACGAAGGCUCGGGAGCAGCAGUGGAGGGCGACGCGGGCAGCAAGGGCAAGCUGAAGAGAAAGUUUAGUCUGGGCUCCGCCGACCGGAAGGAGAAUCAGCGUAAGAAGUUAGAGUCAGGAAUCUCCAAAUUCACGCACCGCCUGUCCCUCAAAGAGCGUCCGGCCAAGACAGAGAAGACGUCCUCAGACAGACAUCCGUCCUACAGGCGGCGAUCUCUAAGUGUGGACUGGGCUGACUCUGCAAAAAUGACACAACCCAUGAGGGGGGACCAGGCCCACCAGCCAGUCCCAGCCCGCAAGACAGCCAGCCUGUCCUCGCCAAGCGCAGCCCGCCGCCUGUACCGCAACUUGUCUGGAAAGUUCCGGGUGGGCACCAACCCCCCGGCCGUGGAGGACAGUGUGGUGUCAGGACGGGGAGGACACAAGGAGAGGCUGCGCAAAACCACCAUCUUCCAGAGUAACGAAGCGUUGUUCGAGGCAGUGGAGCACCAGGAGCUGGACCUGGUACAGCUGCUCCUCUCCCAGUACAGUCUGGAGGAGCUGGACCUCAACACCCCAAACAGUGAGGGUCUUCUGCCGCUCGAUAUCGCCGUCAUGACCAACAAUGUUCCCAUGGCCAAGCUGCUACUGCGAGCCGGUGCCAAGGAGAGUCCUCACUUUGUGAGUCUGGAAGGCAGAGCCGUACAUUUGGCCACCUUGGUGCAGGAGGCUGAGCAGAGGGUGUCAGAGCUUCAGGCCCAGGUGCGGAGCGAGGCUCCCUGUGAGCGGGAAGGAUCUGACCGGGAAAGGCUGCUAAAAGCCUGGGAGUGGAGGCUUCGGCUCUUCCGUCGCAUGCAGCUGGGCUUUGAGCAUGCUAACCCUCCAGACUCUCCCAGUGCAGUUUGCUUGUCUGUCAGCAGCAGCACCAGUCUAACAGUGGACUUCCAGGAACCUCUUUGUGUCAAUUCUGCUGUGGUUACCAAGUACAAAGUGUGUUGGAGUACUGCUCCAUCAUGCAGUCCUUUGCUGGGUGAGACGGUGGUGGAGGACAUCAAUCUGCUCCAGUGCAACAUUACUGCGCUCACCUGUGGGACUUAUUAUUACGUCCAAGUGUCUGCCUACAACAUGAAGGGCUGGGGACCUCCAGUAGUUUCCACACCGGCCUGCGCUGCACCUUCCAGUUGGAGAGACAUCGAUGGUCGUGCUCCGCGACAGAGAGGCCAGAAGGAGACGCUGGACCAGCUGCUGGGACAGAUAAAAGAAUCUCACCGUCACUGCGUCUGCCAUGAACAAUGCAAAGCUCCAGCACAAGGCAGGAAGCACUCGGUGUCCAAAAGCCUGCGGCACCUCUUCCAAGCUACCAACAAGUUUGUUAAAACCUUGAAAAGAGGUCUCUACCUGACGUCCAUAUUCUACAGAGAUGACAACGUGUUGGUGACUCCAGAGGACCAGAUUCCGAUUGUGGAGGUUGAAGAUUCAUACUCCAGUUCACUCAUGCAGGACUUCCUCUGGUUUACCAAGAUGUCCUUUCUGUGGGAGGAGAUUCCCUGGCUGCAGCAGUGUCUUAGCUCCUCCCAGUCUUCUUGUUCCUGUACCCUGCAGACACGCCUCAAGAUGCUGCAGGCUGUCUCCCAUCUGCAGGGAAUGCUUGGAACCCAGGAUCUUGGUCAGGUGUACCUUGAGCCAAUCAAAGACAAGCAUGGCAACGCCCUGCUGGUUCUCCUCAAAGACAUGAAUGCCGGUCCCAACCUGGACGGGGUACGCUGGACACAGCUCAGCAAACUCCAGCUCCAACGGAAGUCCAUCUCAUCCCCUGAGGAGCCCACUGCCUUAGACAUGCUCCUCAUCACACUGCAUGAGAAGCUGGCUUAUCAUAGACGGAGCAAGAAGCUGCUUUCUCCAGGGUUGUACCUGGGCUAUCUGAAGCUGUGUACAUCAGUGGAGCAGAUCAGGGUCCUGGUGCCGCAGAAACUUCCCAACAUCCUCUGUCAUACAAAAAUCCGGGACAACAGCAACGUGUCCAGAGAGGAGUGGCAAUGGCUGCAGGCCCUCAGCUCUCUUGAGGAGUCGUUGGAAAUGGAUCUCGACGUGCAGAGUGCUCCACAUUGCCUCCUACAGGACCUGCGCAACGCCAUCAAGGAGUUGAUGGCACACAUCAACAUCCCUGGGAAUCAGGCACAGGAUUUCCGCAUAUAUAGCCAAGAAGUUUUGGAGUUAGGGGAGAAAGUGUCCUUCUUGCUCCUCCUGCCUCCCUCAGACGAGGUCUGCUCAGCCCCUGGUCAGAACAACCCAUACUCCCCCCGCUCUGGCUUCCUCACCCUGCCCCUGCAAACCUUUGAACUGGUCCACUUUAAUGCCUAUUGCCCGAGUUUCAUAGGCCAGUACUGCAGAGUGUCAGCUUUGCUGGAGCUGGAGGCGCUCGUGUCCCAGCAGGCACUGAGAGAGGCCUUCUCCGAGGCCGAGCUCCUUGUUGCUAAGAAGAAACAUCACGAGGUCCAGGAAUACAUACAGCAAAUGGAGGAGGUGUGGCGGGAUGUGAGGUGGAUAAUGGAUGCCUUGCAGCACGCCCGCUACAAGCAGCCCACAGGAGGCAUUUCCAUAAGCUGGAUCAUUGACUUCUCUAAGGAAGUGCUGCUUGAAAAGCCUCCGUCCACCUCCUCCCAACCAGACUUCAUGCCCUCGCCCAUACCUUCACCUGAACCCUGCCGCAAACACUCAGAUUUUGCUGGACUGUCAGAUGAGGAGGGCUCCUCUGAGGUCUUUCUCACAACUGACAGUGACUAUGACUCCAGUCGAGCCCAGAGCCCGCGAGAACUGGACCUCCUGCCCCCAUCGCCACUUUCCUCCUCCACCCCCAUGGAACCUUGUGGUUACCUACGCAGUGAUGAGAGCAGCUCAGGAGGAGGGACGUGUCUUGGCGGCAGUGGACGUGGAGGGCGGGCACGGAAGGAUUCCACACCAGACGUCCUGCAGGCCUCCGAGCUGCCGCACGGGAGGGAAGGGGAAUGGUGUGGAGGAGGGGGAGGAGUUCGAUGUGGAGGAGAAAGGCGGAGGGGGCCCCCAGAGCUGUUUGACAGUGACUUCAUCCUGCCCAGCAGGCAGAUUGAGCUGUUGCACAUCACAGAGAAGAGACAGGCCUUCUGUGUGAGAACCAGCAGCCUGGAGUUUCCCUCCGCCACCUCAGCGCACCACCAGCCUUACUCCUCCCACACUGCGUACCACUCACCCGCCACUUCGCCACAGCGAAGGUGGCACAGACCCUCGUCAGUGGACCGGUGUUGUUCCGCCGAGCACUGCUCGCCGCGGCGUCCGCCUGCUCGGACAUUAUCUGAGGACAGUGGCACACAGAGACUGUCCUCAUCGUCACCUGCUGCCCUCUGGAAGGAUUGUCAUGCCACGCUCAGAGUGUACCCACAGUAUAACACAGGCCUGCCCAAGGACACCAGUGUUAAGCUUUGUGUGACUCCAGACACGUCAGCACAGGAGAUGGUCCAGUUAGUGGUCCAGGAGAUGAACAUUGUCUCGCGGCGUGUCUUCAGUGGCAGCGGCGAACAGCAUCAGCAGUGCGUCCACUACGGCCACGAACAGCUGAAGCACUUUGGCCUCGUGCUGGUGGUGGACGACAGAGAGAAGUGGCUCCAGGAUGACUUCUGUCCACUGGAGCUCCAAAACCCGUGGCUGAGGGGCAAACUGUGUGUUCGCAUUAAGGAGUAUUCACCACUAGCGCUCCAAAACAGCCGGGCCACCACAGUGUGACACUUGCAUGCAUUUUCUCCACUGAUGAAUGCAUAUUGAAAUUGGAGAAUUGUUACCGUUGUACAAACUCCUUUUCUUGGUGUGUUGUAUGUGUUGUGUUAUAUGACUUUAACUGUAGUUAUAACAUGAUGUAUGUUUUGAAACACGACACCGAGAAUCUGUUUCCAUGAAAUAUUUUCUCCCAUACAUAAGAGUGUGUUUUUUUUUUUUUUAUGAACAUCAGAGACCCUCAUAUGGACACCAAAUGAACAAUAACAAAAUGGAACAAAGAAAAUAGUUUUUGUGCUGUCAGAUAUCGUCGGGGGGAAAAGCUUGUGAUGCUCAGUAAGAUUAAUUGAGCGUCACUUUUGACUUCUGGAAUUAUUGAUGUCGGCACAUUGGACCGUCGGGCACUUUGCCAAACUGAUGUGGGCAGUAUCUUCGGCUCCUCAGGCUCACAUGCUCCUUGUGCCAUUACCAGAGAACUGUCGGCUGCAGCUGUCCAGCCUCAUGUUCCCAGGAUGUGGGCUCUGGACCUGACCCAGAGGGGUGGAAGGAAGGCAGA
This is a messenger RNA of Solea senegalensis (Senegalese sole), 5245 nucleotides long. RefSeq names its product ankyrin repeat and fibronectin type-III domain-containing protein 1 (gene ankfn1b). Gene Ontology annotation, molecular function: protein binding. The record is from RefSeq and is a predicted model, not a curated record. The transcript is spliced from 24 exons. Lineage: Eukaryota; Metazoa; Chordata; Actinopteri; Pleuronectiformes; Soleidae. Gene Ontology annotation, biological process: regulation of establishment of bipolar cell polarity; signal transduction; establishment of mitotic spindle orientation. The coding region runs from base 610 to 4701 and encodes 1363 amino acids. Gene Ontology annotation, cellular component: spindle.